GUCGGUGUGCACAAACGUGACGGAAGGUAAAGUAGAACUGCUGUCUUGCUGCGCCUGUCCCCUCCAAUCAGACUGCCACUGAGCACCAUAACCCCGGGGGAUGUCCGUUCAGUUACAUAAUCUACAGGCAAUCAGAAACGUUAAGAAACCCAGGUCAACCCAGGGAUAUAAAGAAUUCUGUGAAAGUCCGUCGUCGACCUGAAGCCAGUCCGUAAGGAAUUUCUGGGAAUUGGAGGUACAUCCUCCCGAUCAAGUCCCUCCAGGAACUCGGCUUAUUCCCGAUUGAAAAUCGAAGGUGAAUCUGUCCUCACUGCAUGAAUUUGCAACUUGCAGACGACCAUGAGAAACGAAAAUCUUCCCGAAGAUUAAAGGACCAAAGUACAAACCUGAUUUCGUCGAUCUGUGCUCAAUCCAUGAUGGAAGAAACAAAUGUUCUGUUUCUUUUUUAUUAAAUUAUGAGCAGCUAAGGACUUGAACGGGGGACUAAUUUCAACCCUCUGCUCUAUUUGCCUGCACUGUAAAAGCUGAACUUUCUUAAUAAAAAAAAUACAAAUCUUCAGGAAACAGCUUAUCGCAGGGGUACACAUUGGCAGGAAAUCAAACACAAUCAAACUCCGUUCCAAGGGAGAGUCGCUCUGCCAGACUCCCUUCCCCUGCACAAAAUGAUUCCUCAAAUCAGCCACACCGGUGACCGUCCGCUGACACUGUCAGCAGAAGUUUAACACUGGUUCUGAAGUUCGGAGGGGUUUGGGAGACGGGUCAGGCGAUAUUUAGACGCUGCUGCAUGCGAGGCGAUGCAAGGAAAGUGGGCAUGCUGCCAGGACUGUGAAGCGAAUUCGGCUACGCCAGAUGUUGUCAGGAUCUAGCAACUGGAAUCUUUCACAGUCAUUUAACAUGAAGCCAACCCCCUGCCCCACGCCCGUCUCUUCUUUCACUUCGUUUUUUUUAAGUGACUGCCUUUCCACAGCUUGCUGCUGCUUCGUGCCACUUACAUCAUAGCGAGACCGACAAGGACGCUUAGAACAAGUGACUUCAAAUAUCUAAAAGAGAAACUGCAGCAGAAGAGUGCGGGAUCCGGGGCAGGAAUUCUCCAGCGGAGCAGAAAGCUUAAUGCAAAUUCCACCCCGGUUUGGUGCAGGUCCGCAGCACUGCAAGAAAGGGAUAUCGUGCUUUUUUAAAAAAAAACAUAUAUGUAUCGGUAAAGAACGGGUUCAUAAUUUAAGUUUGCAGUCUGCUUGGCGUUCAGCAAGAAGAAAGCUGUCUCUUUUUUAAAAAAAGAAUGCUGCAAUAAAUUAUGGUGAUGCGGUGAAAGUCUUUGCAGUUCAGUUGCUGGGGUCGUGAGGAUCGAACCGGAACGUGGACACUGCGCUUGACACCGCGCUGGCUCGGGACUUUGCUCGGGGACUGCGCUUGGAAAAAUAAAGAGGGAUUAGAGGCGACCUCAGCGCCAUUCAUCUGAGAGAGAGAGAGAGAGAGGAGGGUUCUCAACUCUGUUCUGACGUGGCAUUUUUCCUUUACAUUUCCUUCUCUUCUCCAAUCUGUCAUCCUUAAGACCACCACCACCCCCUCCGAACCAACCUCCCACUUGUCGAGAGAUUUCAUCCUGAGCUCGACAACUGGAGUAACACCUGGAAAUCCUUUCCAUCCUCCCCCACCCCACCACCCCUCUCCUGAACGCACGAUGGGGCGCUUCCCUCAUGGUUACUUUUUGUGGGAGCUGCAGGUACGGAAAGCCCCAGGAGGACCCGCUUCCAGUUAAAUCCCGGGUCGCUACCCCGGGGCCUUCACCUCUUUCCCCGAAUCUCCACCAAAAACUGUGAACUGCCGUAGUCCCUCCCCAACCCCAGCCCAGCCUCCCACUACCAAUCCCGGGCCAAUCCCCCUCCCCAAACUCUCCAAAAGUAGGUUGAAAUAUAUCCAACUUUCCAGCCUGAUUGAAGUGAAUCGGCCGGAAUUGGGUUUCGCCUCGCCCACCUCCCUACCACGUCCACCCCCACCCAAUGCUCUCAGACAGGACGAUGGCCUCUGAUGUGAAGAAGGUCGUGAAGAGCGAGAAAGUGGACGAGGCUCAGGCGAUGGCUCGGAACUGCGCGGGAAGGCCGGACUUCCAGCCCUGUGACAGCCUCUCGAUCUGUGCCACCCACAGCCAUGGCAAAUGCUUCAGACGGCACUGGUGCUGUCAUUUGGGAUGGUGUCACUGUAGAUAUAUUUACCAGCCCAUGACUCAUGUAGAACUCCUACCAAGCACUUCAAUCCCAGUCAGCUCGAACGGCCAUGCAGACACAGUCCAGUUGUCCAUAUCCCUGGUGGAACGUUUCCUAAAGACUGCUUCUUUCCUCAGGCCUCCGUUUGCACCAGAUACACCGAGGUACUGCACUAUUUCCAAACUGUUUGUUGACAGCUAUCGGGUCAAAAGGAUCAAUGGCAAGAUGUGUUAUGUCCAGUGCCAGCCUCAUCCAGGUCCUACUCUGCCUGAUCCGAAGGUUGGAGAUAACUUUAACCAGGAUACUUCAGUCAGUCCAAAGGAUCCAACCCUGGCAGACAAGGUACCAGCACCACAAAUGAAUCACUGUUCUUCACCAUCUGCCUCGGAGGAUUCUGGCAUAAAUGCAUUAGGAUUGCACUGCCCAGAAUCAGGUGAUGAAGACACAGAGGAAGAUGAGGAUGAAGAUGAGUUGAGUACAGAUGAUGACUCUAGUCCAGAGAGCCAAUGGGAUCAGGAUGAUUGCAGUUUACUUUCUCCUUCACGAUCCACUGUGGAAAUUAUUGAGAAAAUUGAAACAACUGUCUGAGCAUAAGCAGUGAGAAAGGAUUUCAAUCGCUUCUUCAACAAUGCCUGGUGAAACAAGCUCAAAUAGAACUUGCAGAUUCCAAUAUAAAUUAAUCCUCACUAUUUCAUGUGUUGAAAUAGCCAGAAGUAUAGGAACUGUUCAAGCUUUUGUUUUCAGUUAUGAGAUGGACAAUUAAAACGUAGCACAUGCAGACUGUACAACAACAACUACGGUGCCUACCCCAAUGAAGUUUUAGGCCAUCGUCCAAAAUAACCAGAACCUUUCAAGUUACCAAGCACAAUAGCCAAGCUCACAAUCUUUUAGCCAAUGCUUUGGCAAUUGGGUCGUCAUUUGAAACCAUCAGAUGGGAGUACUUUUGACCGCAAAGGAGCUCUUCCACAAGACCAAGCUAUCAUCCUUUUUUGUCAUGAGGGGGGUUGGUGAGAUUUAGAAGGGGAGCUGGGUUGUGUUAUGUGAGGUAAGAGAAUAGCAAAUAGCAAAUAGGUAAUGUAUAGAUUGUCAGAAUCCUUGCUAAUUACCAGAAUCAUUACACAACAAAGCACAUUAAAGAAUUCAGCACUUUUUUCUUGAGUCAAAGAUCCAGGAAGAGGUUUGAGGCCUGGGGCCUAGAGGUUUUGUUGUGUAUCAAGUAAGGUGACAUGUUCGCCUCAAUAAUCUGUAGGUAUUUUGCGAAAUGAAUUACAUUAACCCUUGCAUGGAAGUGUGCUUUCAAUUCUGAGUUGCCAUGUGAAAUCUGUAAUCUGAUUAUCUCAAUGAUAAAAUAAUCAUUUUUACAGAGGGUUACAUGUUACUAGAAUAGAUAUUUCCAUGUGACAUUAUUUGACUUGUUCUUUGCUGUUUUACAUUUAAAAAGAACAUUAAUUAAGUUAGUGGGGCAGAAUUUUCUCAAUCAUACUGAGUCCUCCUAAACGAGAAGCAUCAAAGUGUUUGAUCUAUAAUUUCUGAUAGAGAUAGUGUACAAUAACGGACAAUUAUAUGGGGAAUGUAAGGUUAACAUUGCUCCAUUAGUUCCUUUAUUUGAAUGUACAUUAAAUUAUAGACAAAUGGAAUCUAUGACGAAUUAAAUGUACUAAGAAUGUUUAAAAGAUUGUGGCACAUCCUUCUGUUUCUGUCUCAAGCGUGUUCAAAAUAGUUGAUUAAUCACUGACUUUUUCUAUUUUCCCCAUCCAUUUGAAAUCAAUGGCCAAAUCUGACUAAAGCCACCAGGUAGAAAAAUCAUAGUGCCUAACAGUUCCACUAGGAUGUUAAAAAGAUAAUUGAGUGAAAUGUUGCCAACGUGCCAAAAGAGGAUGUUCUGUAGACCCUCUCCUCCUUAUGUAAAUUUCAGUGGAUUGCCUGACACGACACAAAGGGUGCAAGAGAAAAAGUAAUUCACUUGGUGUGUUAGAACUAUGAGCUUUACUGUUAACAUUUGGGUUCUCCAUACUGCAGUAGACUUUAAGGUUAGAUGCAUAGCUUCUGAUUAAAUUCCGCAAAUUUUCUGAUCCCUACUACAGUCCUUGAUCACAGCAUAUUAGUGACAUAGCUAAGCAUUAUUCAACAAUAUGUAUGAACAUUUACUUCAUCAAGGCGAGAAAAGUAAAUUCUGGUUUGAAUGCUCACAAUAAGUGUUCACAUAUGUUAGCACAUGAGACAAUGUACGAUUUUAAUGUAUACAUGACUAUCUGGCUUUGUCCAAUGUUGUCAGAAGCAGAGAUAUUCCUGCUUUAAUGUUGUCUCAACAUGACAUGAAAGAAGCACUUUUAACAACGUAUUUAUUCAAACAUAGCCUAGAAUUCUAAUGUUAGCACUAAUAGAUAAAGCCAUAAAAAGAACAACAGCAUCUUAGUUUUACUAAAUGGGCUAUAAAACAGUAAAAAGUUAUCAAUAAUGGUUAUAGAAGGUGAUGGCUCAGAUAUUUAAAUGGAGAAUAAAGAAAAAUGUUUUAAAAACAACAGCCUAAUUAGUGGAACAUCCGAGCUGUGCAACAUUAAAAAUUGGCAGUAACUAUGAAAAUCUAGUACAAUUUCAAAAGUAUAAAUGAAUGAUGAGCAUGCAUUACCAAUUUAUACAGAUCCAAGCUCAGUGAUUUUGCAGUAAAUAACUCUUUUAUUUAGUUUUCAAGCUUAACUUCUCUUAUCAGCGAUACUUGGUCUCCCACAGAAUAGUUAGUGCAGCAAGAGUCCAUUUGGCCCAUCGUGUCUGCACCAGCUCUGAGAUAUUUGGUUUAAUGCAUCAAUUUCCCAAUAACCAGCACAUUGCUUCUAUUUGUUACUACCUUCUAACAGUCAGGAACACAGUAGGCAGGAUCUUAAACAUCCCGUGAUCCUUUGAUUAUGGUGGGUGCAUUUUAGCAUUUAAAGUUGCAUUUAACUAUAAAUGACAAAAAUGUUGAAUUUACCUGGGUGUCAUCAUUAGGUCUUUCAGAAAAUUCUGGAAGCAAACUAAAAGUCAUUUUUAAAAUAAAUAUAAAUGUAAUUAAAAUGUAAAAGGAGUAUUACAGAUACAGUGUUAUAAAUAGGAUUCAGUGUAAGGAGAAAACAAUCGCAGCAUCAGAAGAAUGGUAAAAAUGAAUGUAUCUUUACAACAUAGUAGGUUUGUGUUACCCAUAUAGAUCUCAAUCACUGAUUCUGGGCUUAUUAUUCUUUUAUAGAAGAUUAUAAAGUAGCAUGUUAAAUGGUGGGCUUCAACGAGCCCAUGUCUGAAUGAAUUCAUAAAGACAAGAAAAUGUGAAUAUUUGAAUAUUCUGUUCAUUGCCCCUUCUAGCCAUUUUUUUUGAGAUAAUGCUUCAUUUGUGGACAGUCUCUGGCAAGUUAAAACAUUACCACAGCAAUCAUGUGAAAGCUAUUUUGAAAAGAUCUUCAACAAGUCACAUUGAUCCAUCUUUUUCAAGCCUGGUACAAAUGUUCCAAAUCUGAAGAAAAAUCUUCUGAGUCCUCUCUCUCAGUUGGCAUGAAAUUUCAUAUCAAUGUAAUUUUUCAGAAGGAAGAGCCCAUUGAGUAUUCUCAGAAAAGAUUGUGAAAACAGCCACCAUUUUGUGAUAAUGCCGAAAGUGAUGAACCUUCAAAAAAGCCAAUAAUUUCAUUGAAUUGGGAUUCGCAAAGGAACGUUUAAGACCAGGUUAUGAAAAUGAUUUCCAAGUAUCUUUUCAUUAAUUCUGUCCUUUCAAUGCUUUUACUGUAGCCCGGAAUUGAAUUCUUAUUCCCUAAAAUUGCAAUAGAAUAGUUUUCAUAUGAUCUUCAAAAUUAAUAAUUUCCCUUGUUGCAUUUGUCACAGAUAACAAAUAGCAGCACGAUUAUCAUAUUAUUUAUAAAUCCUCUAGUGGUAAUUUAAUUUUCACUUGUAGGUUGGACCCAAUUCUCCCUCCUUUUUCCUUUUCACCCUAUGCAUACAUUCAGUUGUCUUAUGCUUUCUGGCUCAGAGGGAUGGUCACUGACCAAUUCCUGGUUUCAAUUACAGUAUUGGCUCCCUGCCUAUAAUUGGUUUCCAAGAGUUAUUUUAAGUUUUUCAAAGCAAUAUGCUCAUGCAUCUCCAAGAAGAAAUGCCUGGUUCUUUUCUCCAACAAUCCAACAUCAUCUAAGGAUGUAUGGAAAUAAAUCCUCCUCAAUUCCUAUUCUCAAUACUGAGUAUUUAUGUACCAACUGUGAAGGUACUGAGUUCUCCCGCUAUCUGAUCUAUAACAAGAGCCACUUUUUGCCACUAUCUGUUGCCACUGAGCUUUUUACAGAUCAAAUAAAUUUGAACUAAGUAUGAGUAUCCUGUUCAUUUCUCUCACGUUCUGUGCAUUGCAAUAUGGAAACCAACCUGCAGAGUGUUGGUCUAGAUCAUUUUCAAAAAGGAAGAUGCCAGGAAGACUUAGUUUAUAUCCAGUGAUCGGAAGAUUAAAAAAGGGCAACAAUGAGCCAUUCCAAAAUUGCAAACGUUUUGGUGCUGGACAAAUUUUGAUGCCGAUUUUUAAGAAGUUGUUCCAUAUUUCACAACUGCUAGUGAAGAGUGUAUUAUUUAAUGGAUAGGCCUGCAACUGGAGAUAGUUUAUCCAGAGGUCUAUACAAUCUUCACUGCAGAAAGAAGAUUUUGGUUAUGAUUUAAUGUGGUUUGCUCUGUAUGUCAUUAACCUAUGUACCCUGUUUGAUUCCAAUAAAAAAAUCUUUUAUCGCCUU
Molecule: messenger RNA, 6931 nt
Organism: Stegostoma tigrinum
Lineage: Eukaryota; Metazoa; Chordata; Chondrichthyes; Orectolobiformes; Stegostomatidae
Gene: c7h3orf70
Product: chromosome 7 C3orf70 homolog
Exons: 2
Coding region: 2001-2792 (263 amino acids)
Source: RefSeq, a predicted model, not a curated record